CCUCAGCCUGUUUGCCUGCAGCAGUUGCGCGAUAUCUGCGUCGAUGGGUCACAUUGAACGUGCGGCGCAGCUGCUGCGCACGUGUGACGGGGUCCUGAUCAUGGCCGGAGCAGGGAUGGGCGUCGACUCAGGUACUCAGAUUCACUCAUUUGAAGAAAAGAUGAUUCUCACACAGACGACGGGAGGUGGCUUGGAUGGAUGGGUGUGUGUCGUUUCUGCCUGUCGUGACCUGACCCAGGUUUGCCUGAUUUCCGUGGGCCGGAAGGCUUUUGGCGUGCCUAUCCGCCGUUCCGGUCGCUGGGUCUGCAUCUGGAGGACAUGUCCAAUCCCCAGUGGUUCUAUCAGGACCCACCGCUCGCAUGGGGAUUCUUCGGACACAGGCAAGUGAAGUGGCGGGCGUGCACAUGCACCUCCCAUACAGCCAGCACACUGCCUGCCGUUGGUUGGGAUAUAUGAGCCAAUCGUGCAGCAAGUGGUCUGUGUGUCGGUCUGUGUGGUGCCGGGGUGGCCUGGCAGGUAUGGCCUCUACACCAAGGCGACGCCCCAUGACGGCUUUCGGAUACUGCUCGACAUCGGGCGGGCCAAGGAGAGGGCGCGAGAGGGCAACAAACCCUCUUUCUUCGUCUUUACAAGCAAUGUAACGACAGACAGACAGGCAGGCAGACAGACAACGCUGUGUGCGUGAGUGUGCGUGUGCGUGUGUAUGUGUGUCCUUGAUCAAAGGUGGAUGGUCAGUUCCAGCGUCAGGGGUUCGAGGAGGACCGCAUCGUCGAGUGAGUGAGUGAGUGAGUGAGUGAGUCGUGGAGAUGACCGCAGCCAACCGACAUCCAAACACACCACAUGUGAGGUGUACCUGGUUUGUUUCUUGGUUGUGUCUGUCAGGUGUCACGGGUCGAUCCACUUCAUGCAGUGCACCGACUGUCGUCUGCCGCAGUGCCGGGAGAUCUACCCCGCUGAAGACCUCGACAAGAUACAGGUCCGUGACUGCAGUGCACACACUCGCCUGGCGCGCGCGUGUGUGUGUGCGUUGACUGGUGGUUGGUUGGCCUCGUGUAUGUGUGUGCAGGUGGACGAGACCACGAUGCGUGCCUCCUCUGUGCCGCAGUGCCGUGGCUGCGGCACAAACGUCGCCAGACCGGUACACGACUGAGUGAGUGAGUGAGGGAGUGGAUCAAAACCAGAGACUCACACGUGGGGUGUGGUGUCUGCCUGUCGGCGGCUCUGUCAGAACAUCUUGAUGUUUGGUGACUACGGGUGGCUGAGCGAACGGACAGACGUAUGUGCGCAGCCAACACACACACACACACACACACAGAGAGAGAGAGAGAUGCAGGCUCCCCCCACACAGCACCGUGUCCGUCUUUGCCAGGCUCAGUACGAGCGGUACGAGGCCUUUCUUGCCGCACAGAAAGGUACACACACGAGAGAAGAAGCCACGUACUCUACUCGCACACAGAGGCGUGUGCUGUCUGUCCUGCUGUGCCUGUCUGUCUGUGUGUAGGUUCGAAGCUGGCCGUAGUUGAGUUCGGUGCGGGCCUGCAUGUGCCGACCGUGAGAAGGCAGAGUGAGUGAGCUAGGGACACCAAACCACUCUGAUGUGUCAACUGGCCUGUGUAAAUGUAAUGUGUGUGCGUCAGGCGAGUACAUAGUCUCCCGCGGCCGGUCGACGGGCGAGUACGAGGCAUCGCUCGUACGCGUCAACCCACGAGAAUCGCAGACACCAAAGGGGUGAGGGACAGCACACAAACAGCCAUAACACAACCAACACACUAGCGGGUGUGCUCCAUCUAUGUAUGCUGUUCUCUCUCUCUGUGUUCAGCGAUGAGUACCUGGGAGUCGACAUCGGGGCUCUCGAGUUCAUGAAGUCCGUCGAACCACACCUGCAAGACGUCCUCACUGCGAGCAGCGGCGGGUCAGUCUACACAUAUGACUAGACAGACAGACAGACAGACAGCCAGGCAGCAUCUCUCGAGAGCCAUGCGGGCAAUUGCCUACCCUCAUCGGUUCCAACGGGGUGCGAUACGGCGAGCUGCGGCCCAUGACUGCAACAGGGCGUGCAGCACCCCCACCUGACCGACAGCCCCACCGUACCUAUGGGGCUCAUCGGCCACACACGGGGGAAACACAUCCAGUCCACGAAUGUGUGUGUGUCGUGUCAUGCCUGUCAUGUAUUGUAUGCGAGUGUUCGUUUGGCUAUACAUACCGCUGGCUUGGCUGACUAAUCGUUCGUGUGUGUUUGUGUGUGUGUAUGUGUGUGUGUGUUUGCAGGUGAUGUGAGCGGCCUGAGAGAGAGAAAGCUUGUUUUGUCAAUGUGCUUCUUGUCCGUUGGUCGGACUUGCCACCUGCCUUGCCGGCUGCCUUGCCUGCCUGUCGGUAUCUAUCGUAUCGCUGUCGUGCCUGCCUGCCUGUCUGCCUGCCUGCCUGCCGGUGUCCUCAUUUCCCGAGGUGUGUGAGAUGUGUGGUUGUUGAGUCCACUGCUCUGUAAGAGUGCCACUGCCACGUGUCGGCAUCGAUUUGGUGAAUGAGAUCAUGUUUGUCACUUGAGAGAAGGAAGAAGAAAAGUAGACAGACAGAUGUGCAAGUAAGUGCAUGCAUGGAUCUGUGGGACUUACACCAUUCCAUCACCACAUAGGACAUUCCGAGUAAGGGGCACCCACUGUGUGGGCACCCCGGGCCGCGAAUUGGGCGGGGAUCGAAAGCAGCGUGCGAAGUGGCGG
Messenger RNA from Vitrella brassicaformis, 2717 nucleotides. The record is from the annotation of a GenBank genome assembly. Lineage: Eukaryota; Vitrellaceae.